AUGUCCAGUCGCGAGGUUGCAAUGGAGGCUAUGAGUCUAGCAUCAGUCUGUUACAACAGCCACCAUAAAUACCUCGACGACCCAGUUUACUCACAAACAGAAUCAUCAUACACCACAACCUCGAUCUUUGAGGUCCUGGAAAAAGUUCGCUCAGAUCAACAAGUAGAUGGCAUAUUCGCCCUUCCAGGACACGAUAACAUAAAUCAACUUUUCCACAGCCAUGAAGCAGUGCUACUGAACCACUGGAACGCAUGGAAGAUCGAGAACCCGAUCAAGCAAUUCCGGGAGAGCCAAGAACUUGCUACCGCGCUCCUUGUUGCGACGCACAAGAAUCACGACGACAAAUAUGACUUCUUCUUCGUGCACGCAGUGACUACCAGUCACGCCGUGCGAGUGCUGUUACCGAUGAUUCCACCAAAGUUCCAAAUUCCGCUUAUCCGACAAUGGUGGCUCAUGGUACUGGCAGUUUAUAUUGCGCAGCUUCGGCCCGAGGUGCCGUUGGACCGAAUUCAUGAAUUUGAUCUCCAGGGUAGAGAUUGGGCUUGGACAGCAGCUAAGGCGAUCAAGAGUGAUCAUGCUACAGAUUCCCAUUAUGUCAAGGCUACCAAAUCAUUGGGAGAUAUGGCGUCAACUUGGGGCGACCAAGAUAGCUUCUAUUUAAAAGCGGCAGUCAAAUUCGCGGAGGAAUUCAAUGGAUGGGGUGGGUUUGUUUAA
Molecule: messenger RNA, 714 nt
Organism: Penicillium malachiteum
Lineage: Eukaryota; Fungi; Ascomycota; Eurotiomycetes; Eurotiales; Aspergillaceae
Product: questin oxidase family protein
Exons: 1
Coding region: 1-714 (237 amino acids)
Molecular function (GO): oxidoreductase activity
Source: RefSeq, a predicted model, not a curated record